Molecule: messenger RNA, 6942 nt
Organism: Acanthosepion pharaonis
Lineage: Eukaryota; Metazoa; Mollusca; Cephalopoda; Sepiida; Sepiidae
Source: the annotation of a GenBank genome assembly
AUGCUCAGCAGUUUCACCAAAAAAUUACAAGAAGUAAACAACAGUGGAGAGCUUGGGGAUUGGCAUGAGAAAUCUGAUGUAUUGGCUGACUUCAAAAGCAAAGACAAUCAAGUAAAUGUUGAUACAGUACUGAAAGAAGUUAUCUAUAUGCUGAAAUUCUUUACUGACAAAUUAGAAGAAACCCAAAGCAAUAGUUCAAGUUCUUUGAAGCAAGCUAUUCCUGUGCUACUUGAAGGUGUCCUUGCUGUGCUGACCCACUCUAAAAAGUUUUUAGGUGUUCAGAAUGAGUUUAUAGAACUGUUAUGGAAACAUUUGUGUCCAUCGUUGAUCUCUCUAUUGGGUACACCAAAGUGCGAACGGAGUAUUGUAACUCAACGGCCAAAUGUGGAUGAAAUGGGUCGUGGGUCUGGCUGCUCUACCAGUGGACCAAACUUGGCUUCAACAACAACAAAAGUCAUUUACAAUAUUGCUAUUCAACUUGUACGUCUCGUUGGACCAAUUGGUUCUCUUCGUCCAGUUUUGGAGUCACUUUUUCAUCGCAUGUUGCUCUAUCCUCCCCCACAACAUCGACAUGAUGCUCUAAAAGGAAUGAAAGUAUUACUCAGUUCUCCAAGAGGUGUUUUGGAUAUUGCUGCUCCAACAGGAAUUGAACCUGGGAGUACCAAAAAGCAAUCUAAUUGUAAAUCUGAUAUGGCACUCAUGAAAUUAAUUGUUGAUGGUAUUCAAGAAUGCUGUCAUUGCAAUGAUUCAGCUGUUUGUAUUACCAGUGUUGAAUGUAUUACACUUUUGUUGCGUACAUUGGAGAAGCUUUGCCGGGGUGUAGGAAUACCAGAUGAAGUGGUACGAGAGAUCAAUCGAAAAUAUAAAAGUAUGUCAAUGGCAGAUGAGUACAAAAAUUUACAUUCUGGUGAACAAAAUGUGAAUUCUGGUUUUGUCACAGAAGUUGACAACUGUGAAAAUGCUGAAGACUCUGCUGUCGAUAAUCCUGAACCAGAAAGCAGCCUCAAAGCUGAAGAUGUGAAAAACAGCAAUCUUCCUGAUGAAGGAGCAUCUGACAUAGAUAAAGAGGAAGAUACCUGCAGUAAUAGCUCUGUUGUAAGCAGCGAAUAUGUUAUGGAUGUGUCUCCAACUAAAACAUUGGAUGGUACAACCCACCCAUCAGAAGAGGAUGAAGAUCAAAAUACCAAGACUAAUGUCACAGUGACACCAAGUAGGGCAUUUCUUUCUGAAAAAUGUGAUGCUGCAGAGAGAGCCAAUGCCCAAGAAUUCAUCAACAGACUAUCAAAACUUCUACCCCGUCUUUUCAACCUUAUGUCCAUUUGUCAGAUGGAUAACACUCUCCAGGAAUUUGCUUCCAAGUUCUGCUCAGAUAUGGUGACAGGCUUCCCAUCAUUGAACAGUGAACCUGUUGUAAUAGUGAAUGCUGACGGUAUCUAUGUUGCUACUAUUACUGUCCUUUCAUUUAACCUUAAACUAAUUGUCAAUGGCUACUACAAUAGUAAUUUCCAAGGAAAAGUUAUUGAAUCCAAGGAAACCUUUGUAGAUAAUAUAUUGAAUAGUGGGCUUCUGAUCUUCCUAUCACCUAGCUGGUUAAAUGAAGUAUAUCAGCAGGUGAUGUCCAGGAAUUUGUUGGGUGAGGCAGGUUAUGAAAUUGAUGAUGAAUCCCCACUUAUUAGCAUGCUAACAGAUAUUGAUGGACUUGGUAGCCAUGAACUGUGUGGCCAGAUCUUGACAGAAGCUCGCUCCAGCUGUGAUACAUUGCUUUCUGAUGAUGAAGAGGAUGAGGAUGACCAGGACCAAUUGACAGGAGAGAAAUUACGACCAAACAAAAACUCCAUAGCUGCUGGUAAGAAAAUAUCAAAACAGAUUUUGUCAACCUGCUGGGAAGGUGUAUUGGAUGUCCUUUCUGUUCUUUUGAAUGGGAAGAGUUCGUGUGGAAUCACCAGUAGCUUGGCCUUGAUGUUGGGUACUGAAGGUGCUAAAGAAGAAACUAUGAAAGCCAGAGAAGCUGUGUGUCACAGUCUUGAUGGUCUACAGAAAGCAGCUAAAUUGUGUUGUAUUUUAGGACUUCAGAAGCGGUGUGCAGCUGUUUUUACCCAGCUUGCUAGCACAUCUUGUGUUAUUGAGGAACGGUCAACAAUUCCAGAAAGAAAAGGCAUAAAAGCACCCAUUCUACCAAACCGGCCGAAACUCGUUCGGCUUCAUGCAGCUCAUGUGCUUAGUAUGGAUGUGGUUAUGUCUGUAGGGCUAGAGAUGGGCAGCCAUGCUGCUGACUGCUGGAAACAUAUAUUCAGAUGCUGUAGCCACAUCGCAAGAUUAGAACAUACAUACUUCAGUGCUGGGAACAAUCAAUCUAGCCUUCCUAAAGUGCACCAUGAACAACCUGUAAUGAGUAUACCAAAUUUGGAUGGCUCAUAUAAUUGUGAUCCUGAAAUGUAUAUGACACCUAUGGUACCUGUAAUGCCUGUAGCUCCUACAAUAAGCGUCCAUGAACUGACCCGCUUGAGCAGUGUUGAAGCUGGGUGGGACAGUGCAAUCAGUGGUGGAGGUGUACUCAGUGCCUCUCAAGCAUCAAAAGCUCUUUGUGGUCUCUCUCAAGAAGUCGACAGAUUGUUUGAGGAUGCUGCCCAAAAAUUAAACAUGCAGGCAUUGGUAAGUUUCCUUUCAGAACUAUGUACAGCCAGCCACCUUCAACUGAUUCAAAUGAAUAGCAAAUCUGAAGAAGAGGAGAUGUUGAACAUAGGCUCCAAGCUCCCAACUAAUGCUUUGCUAUUAUACAGACUUCAGGAGGUACUCAUGAAAGUGCUGCAUACAGGACGACCACUCCUACAUCUGGUUCAAGCCUACAAUGCUGUUUCCACUCACCUUGUUGAAGCUUCUGGUAACCCUGACAGAAGAAUAUCCAAAAUGGCUGUAACAUGUAUGCAUGAUUAUAUUACUGCAGUUUUAAGUACUCACCCUGAAUAUCCUCAUUUCUAUGUAAAUGAAUUACUAUGCAAAGGUUUUGAGAGCCUCUUCUCUCAAGAUAUGUGCGAUGGAGAUGUACAAGAUCAGGUUGUAUGCUCUAUUUGUGAACUUGUAGAAGCUUGUACUGCUGAAAUUAGGUCUGGUUGGAGGCCUUUAUUUGCAGCCCUGCAAGCAGUCAAGAUAGAAUACACCCUCAAUGAGGAAGUGAAUGAGGCUCGACAACGUCAUAUUGCUGCUGUACUUGAUGUCUUUGAAGUGUUCCUUAAUACUGACAAUAUCCUUGUGUUUGCCAACGCUGCUGUAGAUUGUAUACUCUGUCUUCUGAAGUAUGUACGUGGACCAGGAGAGUUUGAAUGUGUCAGUGAUGAUGAUUCAGAUUCAGGUAGUGACUUCACUUCUACUGAUGGAACAGAGAACCUAUGCCUACCUGCACUCAAUUACUUGAGACAGUGCUGUCAGAUCCUUGCUUCCAUGUGGAAGAUGCCUCAGUGUCCCAUCUUUCAUGGUGCUCACAGAAUACAAGUUGGUUUUCUACAAGAAAUUGUUGAUCCAAAUAUUCCAAAUAUGGACUUUGAACUUUUUAAGCAGAAUUUCUCUUCUAUAAGUGAGCAUCCACCUAAGCAGCUUUCAAGGAAUCCCAGUUUUUCUCAAAGCUUUGUCUUAGAUAGUGCCUUGGACACAGUUACCUCAUCUACUCUCAGUGGUGUUGCAGCUGAUGGAGGCACUCCAACAGAUAACAACAGUAUAACAUCACAAGACUCUGGAUUGGAUGUGCCAGCCACAACUCCUGUAGUUGAAAAGGCCUGCUUACCAGAAGAAAUCAAGCAGGAACAUGAGAUGGAACAGUACAAGACACCCACUCUAAAUGCACUAGAUAACCAAUGUGGAUUACUGCAUGUGUGGUUUCUUAUACUGGACGGCUUAGCCAGUGCUACAUCUGUGUGUCCUCGCAACUACCAGCCUCAAACUAUGGACAUGUUGUUUGAACUGCUUAAAGAUACUGCUGAUAUUCCAGGCCCUUCCUUCACCAUGUACUGUGUAAAUAACCUCCUAUUACCAACACUUCAGACUUGGCUGAGAAGAAGUUUCCGCAAUCAGACAUUUUGUGAUACAGGAUCAGCAAAUUUCAAACAGUGUUGUGGACUCAGUACAGACUUAGUUGUACAGCUGAUUACUAGAUUUGCUGAAGAAACUGAACAUCACCAGAUGAUGGAACUGAUGUUGAGAGAAUUGUUUAUCGUCCUCAUUGAAUGUGUAGCACAACCGGCCGAAUCCAUUUCUCGACUUGGGUGUUCUUGUAUCAGACAUGUUGCAUUGGCUGCAGGUCCUUCAUUUACAGAAAGCAUGUGGCAGAUAACUGUGGAUAGCUUUGAGAAAGCCAUGAAUGUAACAACUUACAGCAUCCGUCAGAUAAUGAUCCUGUUUCAUCCCAACUCGGAAAAUUUCUAUGGUGAUAUUGGGCAGGUGAAAGUGGCAACAAGAAAAGAUUGUUCACCAAUGGAGUUGGAACGACUCUAUCAACUUGCACAGCAAGUUUUUUUGCUGGAUAGUCAAAUUCAAUCAAAGGGACCCAAUUUGACAACCAAUCGCUUCAGUGCAGAGGCUGAUAAAUCUUAUAUAUUUUUGCUGUAUCCACCAAAUCAUGAAAAUAAUCACAAUCCUGAUAAUCUUCUUACUAGAGUUCCAUUCAGAAAUUUAGUUGUAGGACUCUUGUCCCAUCAACUUUUACUACAAACUAUGGGCUGUGUCUUGUUGCAAACUCCAAGCAUUCCAGAAGCAGAAGACUCUUGCAACAGUUCUGCACCAAAUACUGAUAACCAAGAAGAUAUUCCAAGCCGACUACCUGGGAUGCUGCCCUACCUGUCCACAAGAAACAUUGCCAAAAUUUUGGAUUGUUUGUAUGUAUCUUACCAGAUUGCUUGUGAUUUUGAUUCCCGUCCUGGUCUCAAGUUUCUCAUCCAAAAAGUGGCCCAGACAAGUGUUGCUGCAAAUCUCUACAAGCAGGCUGGUGCAAGCAUGGUAUUUUACAUCCACACUCUCAUUGAAAUCUCUUCCAACAUUAACACCCUCAAACUGGAAGGCAUCCGACAGUCAUUGAAACAGGUGUCCACUUCUUCCAUGAAUGAUCAACAGACAUGCAUUCAACAUGCCAGUACAAUGAUGUCCAGCAUAACUGACAAUAUGGAUAUUUUCUUGUUUCUUCUGCAGAACAUUUGUGAUGAACUGUGCCAGACGUAUGUGGAUAUGACAUUGGAUGAAGAGACAACCACUUGUGUUGAUCGUCUCUCAGAGCAACCACUUGUCUUCUUGAUAGCUCAAGCUGAUGAUCUUUGUGAUAUUACUGGCUCUAAUGGAACAGAAAGCAAGCAGUUGUCAUCAACAUCGUCUCAAGAAAACAACAAUAUUUAUCCAACUUCUGCUCCUGUAAAUCUACACAAAUUAUUUUUUAAAAUUCUCACCAAAUCUUCUUUUCUCUUUUUCUUUUCUCUUUUUUCUCUAUUCUCUUUUCUUUUCUUUUUUUUCUCUAUUCUCUUUUCUUUUCUCUUUUUUCUCUAUUCUCUUUUCUUUCCUCUUUUCUCUAUUUUUUUCUUUCCUCUUUUUCUUUUUCUUUUUUUUCCUUUUUUUUUUAUUCUUUUCUUUCCUCUUUUUCUCUAUUCUCUUUUCUUUUCUCUUUUUUCUCUAUUCUCUUUUCUUUCCUCUUUUUUCUCUAUUCUCUUUUCUUUCCUCUUUUUUCUCUAUUCUCUUUUCUUUCCUCUUUUUUCUCUAUUCUCUUUUCUUUUCUUUUUUUUCUCUAUUCUCUUUUCUUUUCUUUUUUUUCUCUAUUCUCUUUUCUUUCCUCUUUUUUCUCUAUUCUCUUUUCUUUUCUCUUUUUUCUCUAUUCUCUUUUCUUUUCUCUUUUUUCUCUAUUCUCUUUUCUUUUCUCUUUUUUCUCUAUUCUCUUUUCUUUUUUUCUCUAUUCUCUUUUCUUUUCUCUUUUUUCUCUUUUCUUUUCUCUUUUUUCUCUAUUCUCUUUUCUUUUCUCUUUUUUCUCUAUUCUCUUUUCUUUCCUCUUUUUCUCUAUUCUCUUUUCUUUCCUCUUUUUUCUCUAUUUUCUUUUCUUUUUUUUCUCUAUUCUCUUUUCUUUUCUUUUUUUUCUCUAUUCUCUUUUCUUUUCUUUUUUUUCUCUAUUCUCUUUUCUUUUCUCUUUUUUCUCUAUUCUCUUUUCUUUCCUCUUUUUUCUCUAUUCUCUUUUUCUUUCCUCUUUUUCUAUAUUCUUUUUUCUUUCCUCUUUUUCUCUUUUCUUUCCUCUUUUUUCUUUUCUUUUUCUUUUUUUUCUUUUUCUUUUUUUUCUCUAUUCUCUUUUCUUUCCUCUUUUUUCUCUAUUCUCUUUUCUUUUCUCUUUUUUCUCUAUUCUCUUUUCUUUUCUCUAUGCAUAAUAUGGUGGUACAAACAGAUGAUGUAGCUCCAACAGAUGAUAAUGAAUCAGUAGCAGGCACAAUAACUAACCCCAAAGAGGAUUAUUCAAUCAAUCCAUCUGAUCUAAAAAGCAAGAAAGAAAAACGAGCUGAAAAGGAAAGUCGAGUUUAUACAGUGGCAACAGACAAACUUAUAAAGAAUUUAAUGACUGAAUAUAAGAAACGUAAACAGCAACACUCAAUGCCUACUUUUGUUAAAGCAGGCAAAGUUCCAAAUAACAAAGCCAACACAGCGCAGGUUUUCAAACAGCGAGAACCGGUAGACUAUGAAAUUGAAAAACAGCAAAAAGUAUCUAUCAUGAAGGACAGUGAAGCACAUUUAAAAUCCUGGACAGAAUUACUAUGUGCCAUUCUUCGACUGUUUCAAGAACUUCCAGAUUCAAAAUUCUAUGCAUUGCUACCCACCGUAUUUAAUUGUAUCAACCAACUAGUUUGCCAUUCACAUGAACAAAGACUGAAUGAUGCAUUAGCUCAGUGGCUGCACAGAGUUGGACAUAUGGUUGGCAUCAACCCUUUGUAA